CGNAACUUUUCAUGUACUUAAUUCAAUAUAUUUGGUUCGGCUCAUGAAAAGUUCGGCGUCUGAACUGGGCCUAAGGGUUUGUACCCCCCUGGCUGAAACUUUGUUUAGUGUCUCUCCCCCUCUUCCCUCCCCCCUCCCGGGAGAAUUCAUCCCUGCUUUACAACUCCGCUGUAGCCAGGUCUAAUGUGACCCGCGAUCGCAGUUCGUCGGCAGGAAAAUGACGCUCCAGGGGCAAACGAGGGGGAAACGAUUCCUGGUAGCCUGCGUGACAGGCCGUAGAAGGAGAAGGAAAGCGUCAAAAUGAGCGCGGGGACUAGAUUCCUGGAUGUUUUCUAGACACUUCGCCUAUUUCAUUUCAAUUCAACUAGUGUAGAGUGUAGCCCAAGUCGGACGUCGUCCAACAGUUUUCAAAAAUAGAGCUGGGAAAAGAGAUCUUUCAACUGAUGACAUUUUAGAUUAAUGUUGGUUUUGUCAUGGCCUAAAUUAAGAAAAGGAAAACUUUUUCGGAAUUUGAGAAAGUAGAAAAAAAAAUGUGGAGAGCCCGGGCAUCGAUCCCGGUACCUCUCGCAUGCUAAGCGAGCGCUCUACCAUUUGAGCUAGCCCCCCUUCCGCGAUGUUAUGAGAAUUUUUUAUAGAUCUUAAACAACAGGCCGCUAGCUUUUAAUGACGUCAUGAUCAAAUAAUAUUUUGCGCAUGAUCGCAGAGCACAAACAACUUUUCAAACAUGGCUGCCAUCCUAACUUGUCUCUUUAAAUCUUUUCAAUGGAUCCCCGUCUUAUUUAUCAACGCAGUAAUUGUGUGGUCAUACUACGCUUACGUAUUAAUUCUUUGUUUUGAGAGCGUGCAGUCUCCUUAUGAAAGAGUUGUGUAUUUGCUUUUGUAUCACCCGUUCUUUGUGAUGUUGAUGAUUUCGUACUGGAGAACAAUUUGCGCGUCAUCUGGUCUUGUUCCUUCGCAGUUCUUCUUGUCCAGAGCAGACAGAGAGGCAUUAGAUAAUGGGGAUCCCAAAGAAAUUUUGGAAAAAGUAUCAAGAAAACUGCCUGUUUUUACACAAACUGUAUCAGGGGCUGCAAGAUAUUGUGAUAUAUGUCAAGCUAUCAAGCCAGAUAGAUGCCAUCACUGCUCCAUGUGUAGAAAGUGUAUAUUAAAAAUGGAUCAUCAUUGUCCGUGGGUCAAUAACUGUGUGGGAUUCACAAACUACAAGUUCUUUCUUCUGUUCCUGUUCUAUGCUAUACUUUAUACACUCUAUGUCACAGGAACAGUUACCAAGUAUUUUAUUGCAUUUUGGAAUAACACCUUGGAUGGUGAUGGAAAGUUGCACAUUUUAUUUCUGUUUUUUGUUUCACUUAUGUUCUGUAUAAGUCUUUGGUCACUCUUUGGUUAUCAUUUAUAUCUCACUGGGAGUAACAAAACAACUCUGGAGUCGUUCAGAGUUCCCCAUUUCUAUUAUGGGCCAAAUAAAGAUGGCUUUAGUUUGGGGUCUGCAAUGAAGAAUGCUGAGCAAGUAUUGGGGCUUAAUAAAUGGUACUGGUUUUUACCAGUCUUCACCAGUGUUGGUGAUGGGGUUCACUAUCCAUUACUCAACCAGCCUGAGGAAGAUUCAUUAUUAAAUGCGCAAAACAGAUGGAUGGAGGAAGGGGAACUGGAUGCACAGGAAGACCAACCAAAUGAUGACAAGUUACAUGAUCCAGCAACUGUGGCCAUUAACAUUUCACAAACAGAGCUGGUUCACGAGAAUGAGGUUGAGACACAGAUUCCAUGUGCUCCUAGACCCAAACCAGAUGUAUUGACAGUGCAAGAAGAUGAUAUUCAAGAUGGGACAGCAUUGUAAUGUACAAACUUAGACAACAAAGUUCUGUUGUUUGUUCAGGUACAUUGUGCCGCACCAAGGGGUCCUCGGUGAGGUCCUCUGGACAGACAAUGGUCAUUUGCCCAAGUAAGGGUAAUUCAGCGCUUUUACAUUUCUGACCUCAGUUGUCUUAGUAGUAAACAUAGAAAACCUCUGACAAAUCUGACAGUCAGAUCGUGUUAGUUUUAAGGAAAUUUGAGGCCAAUUUCAAAGAUAUGCCUUGCAUGGCAAACUUUGCAUUUCCACAUAACCAACCAAAAUUCCAGAAAAGCUUAAAAAGUAGAAUGAAGGGAAAAAGUAACAUAGGGCAUUAGGACAUUAAAGUACAAAUUCAGCCUCAAAACUCUGUUGCUUGUAUAUCUGUUAGGAUAAAGGAGUGUUUUUUUAAAAAAAAAAUCUAAGGCACCAGAGGAGUGCGGAAGUGCCCCCGCCCAACCUUGAUCAGACUUGUGUAUAAACUAUUCGACGUCUGGGUUCGGGAGUAUUUCUGAGUAAUCUUACCCAUGCCUAAUUUUUUUUUCUCCCUUUAAGUAAGCGGGGAUAGUUGUUAGUGAGAAAGUUUGUAUAUACAAUUACUGUAUGCAAGAAAUUCCUUGCUUAUGAUUUUUAGUAGAGCUUGUAACUUUUUUAUCAUAAAUUCAGCAAGUACUUUCCGCCUUGUUUGUUCGUUUGUUUGUUUACUAUUUUCAGCAAGUUUCUGCUAAAAUAGCUCUGUAAGGGAUUGUGCAUUGAAAAUGUAGAAGUUCUUUCGAAGUAAUCAUAGUUUUUCCUUCACUCGUAAUUUGACUGACGCAAUGUGUUCCCAGACUUCUUGAUGUAUAGAUUGUUUAUUUUCUGUUAAUUAAAAUUAACUCCUUUUGUAAGUUAAAUCAUGUUAAUACUAGGUUGUAAUGAUCAAGUAUUAUACCUACUAAAUGGUAAGGAGAAUAACACAAUACGAUGACUUUGUCUUAACUUCUCUUGAAUAAAUCGAGAAUAAAACGGUAGAUAUGUUACAAGUGUUUAAGUAUUCGUUUUGAGAAUUUUGUAAUGUAAAAGAGAUUUGCCUUAUCACAAAUUAAAAGCUAUUAAAGAUGGGUUGAUGAUGAAUCCCAACACUUAAAAAA
Orbicella faveolata is the source of this 2955-nucleotide messenger RNA. RefSeq names its product palmitoyltransferase ZDHHC15B-like. Lineage: Eukaryota; Metazoa; Cnidaria; Anthozoa; Scleractinia; Merulinidae. The record is from RefSeq and is a predicted model, not a curated record. Gene Ontology annotation, molecular function: palmitoyltransferase activity.